AUGAAUAAUUCAGAAAAAGUUGAUAUGCUUUUUGUUUACUGGGAAUGUGAAAAAAAUUCACGUCAGGCUGCACGUGCUUAUGUUGAACGUUACCCAAAUAGGCAACACCCAUCACAAAGUUAUUUUCAUAAAUUAGAAAGGAAUUUAAGAAGUACUGGUUCUUUUUCUAACAUAAGAGUUAUUGCCAACCAACAACCUAGACAAGUUAAUGCAUUAGGGGAAGAUAUUGAGCUUCAAGUGUUGGCGUACGUAAGAGCAAAUCCCAGAGUUAGUACGCGUCAUGUCGGCUUUGAAAUAGGUAUUUCUCAUAAAGAUGGAGCCCCGGCACAUAAUGCAAUUGUCGUGAAGAAUUAUUUAAAUGAAUAUUUUGAAAAUCGUUGGAUAGGAACUAAUGGUAUAAUAAAAUGGCCACCUCGAUCUCCGGAUCUUACACCUCUUGAUUACUUUUUGUGGGGAUAUCUAAAAACUGUCGUCUAUGCAAACCCACCUACUAAUCUUAUUGAUUUGAAACAAAAAAUAAUUGCGGCGUGUAAUCAACUUACUGAAGGGCAAAUUUCAUCUGCAACAAAUAAAGAAUUUCUACAAAGAACAGAAGCAUGUUUAAAUUAUAAUAGAGAGCAGUUUGAACAGUUUAUAAGAUAA
Melanaphis sacchari is the source of this 642-nucleotide messenger RNA. RefSeq lists its product as uncharacterized. The record is from RefSeq and is a predicted model, not a curated record. The transcript has 3 exons. Gene Ontology annotation, molecular function: nucleic acid binding. NCBI's taxonomy places the organism in Eukaryota, Metazoa, Arthropoda, Insecta, Hemiptera, Aphididae. The coding region runs from base 1 to 642 and encodes 213 amino acids.